Oryctolagus cuniculus (rabbit) is the source of this 4490-nucleotide messenger RNA. The record is from RefSeq and is a predicted model, not a curated record. NCBI's taxonomy places the organism in Eukaryota, Metazoa, Chordata, Mammalia, Lagomorpha, Leporidae.
GGCCCAGCCCCGCGGAUGACAGGAGCCGGGGAGCCGAGGAGGGAGGAGCCGCCGCCGCCGAGCGCUGGGCUGAGGAGCAGAGAGAGCGGGGCGCGGAGUGCGGGCGGCUGGGAGCGCGCUGAGCGGGGGAGAGGCGCUGCCGCACGGCCGGCCACAGGACCACCUCCCCGGAGAAUAGGGCCUCUUUAUGGCAUGUGGCUGGUAACUUUCCUCCUGCUCCUGGACUCUUUACACAAAGCCCGCCCUGAAGAUGUCGGCACCAGCCUCUACUUUGUGAAUGACUCGCUGCAGCAGGUCACCUUCUCCAGCUCCGUGGGGGUGGUGGUGCCCUGCCCAGCCGCGGGCUCCCCCAGCGCGGCCCUUCGAUGGUACCUGGCCACGGGGGACGACAUCUACGACGUGCCGCACAUCCGGCACGUCCACGCCAACGGGACGCUGCAGCUCUAUCCCUUCUCCCCCUCCGCCUUCAAUAGCUUUAUCCACGACAAUGACUACUUCUGCACCGCGGAGAACGCCGCCGGCAAGAUCCGGAGCCCCAACAUCCGCGUCAAAGCAGUCUUCAGGGAACCCUACACCGUGCGGGUGGAGGAUCAAAGGUCAAUGCGUGGAAACGUGGCCGUCUUCAAGUGCCUCAUCCCCUCUUCAGUGCAGGAAUAUGUUAGCGUUGUGUCUUGGGAGAAAGACACCGUCGCCAUCAUCCCAGGUAAGACAGGAUCGCGGGGCCGGGGCUGGGUGAAGGUGCCUGAGCUGGUUGUUGAGCUGAUCAAGGCCUUGAACGUGGUCUGCUGUGUGGUGUCUCGUUCUUCUGGUGAGGCUUCAGCAAAACGGUGUCUUUGGUCUCUGCGUGGGGAGGUGGAGAUCUGUGUGCCGGUGGCCUCUCCUGGGCGUGCAAAGUGCUCCCCUCCAGAGGACCGAGCCACCAUCCUUCCUAUACUGAGGUCUGGCUUGGCUUUGCGCCGAGGGAGGGGUGGCAAGGCUAGAGGCAGCUCUUCUGUGGAAAUGGCCAGGCAAGGAGAGAGGAAAGCUGGGUCGAGGUCUGUGUCGCCGUGGUGAGCGCCGUGAACAAGCACUGCUGCUCCCGGACCUGCUGUGGGAGGCGUGCACGGGGCCUGUGCUAUUUCAGAAGUUGGCUGCAGACUGCACCCAUGGCCGAUGGCAGGAGGUGGGGGAAACACCGCAUUGCAGGUGCCCCACUUUGCAGCCGCCAUGUGAGCCUUUCCACCUCUGAACCCCAAGAGAGAACCUCACGUCCUUAAAAGACCUCUCGGCCUCCAGGUACCAGGAGGGCUCUGCCACCCUCCCUCUGUGCUCGCACACUGCAGGGGGUCUGCUGCCUUGACCUUUGCUGUCCUGCCUGUAGAGUAGAGGGACUUGACCAGGCGCUCCUUGGGUGUGAAGGGCCUUGGCUGCCUGUGGGAGACGAUUCUUGCUCCUCAUUGUCUACGGGUUGGUUGGGGAAGAUAUGACUUCCACACAUGGCACCUUUAAAAGCUGGGGUUCUUAAUCCCACUCCCUAUCCUAGCUCUGGAGAAGCUCCUUCAAGAGUACCAAUGGUUAUGCCAAUCUCAAAUCAAUUGAGUCCAAAUCUCUCAGGAGUAGGGCCUGGGCAUCAGCAUUUUCCAGUGAUCCCUGGGUGAUUCUUACUGUACAGGUAGGAUAAGAACCAACGCUCAGGCAUGCCAACAGCUAAUGUGGAGACACUUUUUUUGAGACAUUUAUUUGUGUUUUAUGAUCGGUCCUUUUGGCCUCUCUCAGUUCCAGGCAGGUGGGCAGACCAUUAUUUCUGUUGGCUUCAGAGGUGGUAGCAGGACAGGAAUCUGAAGCUACUUGAGGAUGACUGCUCUUGCUGUUUUGUAAAACCUUAAAACAAUGGGAAAGGUGCCGAUGGCUGUGGUAUUGGUUAGUUUCCCAUUACUAUAAUGAAAUACCCAAGGCUGGGUGCCUUAUAAAGCAAGGAGAUUUAUUUAGCUCAUGUUUCCAGAAGUUCAAGGGCAUGGUCUGGCAUUGGUUUGGUACUGAUUUUCGGCAUUACAAUGGUGAGGAUGUGUUUGAGAGGGAGAGAUCACGUGGCAGUGAUAUGGGGAAACUAGGUAGGGCCAUAGGCAGGAAUAGGUGAGCUGGAAUCUUUGCCAGUCCUGCACUGUAACUCUGUUCCCGUACCUGUCAAUCCAUUACACCCACUGUCCCAUGAUGCACCUGGGUCUCACCUGGGACCAGGAAGGAGGAGAUGCUAGGAUGGCCAGAUGGCAGUUUAAGUCUAUGUUUUCAUGGAGGCACCAUGAAAACCCUAGAAAGCUGCAUGUACUCUAACCUCCAUCUCACUUGUAUAUUUAACUAGGAUGCCACCCGCUGUCUCAUCAGAGACUGACAAUGUGGGAGGGGCCCUUCCUUUGCUCUUGACCAUGCGUAUGAGUCUGUCUCUGUCUUGCCCUCUCUCUCCUCCUCUCCUCAUUGGCUCUCUCUGGCCCACUCAUGAUGGGCAUCUCUGCUUGUGGGGUUGCCCACGCUCAGGCGUGAGUAUAUGUUCGCUCUCUUUAAAAUAAGUCAUGCUUCCACAUGUGCACUGACUGUAUUUAUGUCUCUGCUUUGAAUUUAUCUCUGUGGUGGGCAGGAACCUGGUAAAAAGAUUAAGAUACAUAGACCCAUAACAGCAGGGCAGGAAGAGCCACCUGGGAGUCCCCUGGGAACCAGGAGAACUACUCUAACCCCUUCCUCAGUGCCCCGCCACCACCUAACAUCCUCCCUGCAGACCCCACCUGUUACAGGUCCUGUCACCACCACAGGUAGGACCAAGCUUCCAGGACAGGACCCAGGGUAGGGGGUAGGGGACACACUGCAACCACAGCAGGUGUUCUGUCUGGAAGGGGAGCCUCUGAGAGCAAGGAACAAAGAGGAGGCAAAAGAGUGCCAGGAACAGGAAUGGUGCUGGAGGAGGCUCUGUGGCUGCAGCUGAGGAAGCAGCUGGAUCUCAAGGAGUGCCGUGUGAUGCCCUGCAGGGUCUGGAACUGUCCAAAUGAGGCAGGAGGUGCACCCCACAGGGACCAUGUGGGCAGGGGUCACGGGCUGGUGGGGGUCGGGGGGAGUCCUAGCAAUGUCAGAGACAGAAUUUCCUGCAGAGUCGGAUUUAAAGGGAUUAAAGAAUGUAAAGAAAUGCAGUAUUUCCUGUACACUUGAGUUUAUAGACUAAGCAUGAUAUCCAUUAAAAUAAUUAUUAUAUUCAAAGUUUUUUUGAGUGCUUAUUAUAUAUGCCGGGAACUGGGUUAAGAAACUUUUAAAAAUGAUCUCAUGUUAGCCUCACGAAAAGCCCGUAAGUGUAUUUUUCCUCCCUCCAUUUUACAAAAAAAAAGGAGGCUCAGAGAAGCAAAGGAGCUUCUGGGUCACGGGUCCAUUAAGCGAGGAUAGAGGCUUGGAUCGGGUUUGUUUUUCAGCCCGUGCACUUAACCCCACACAGCAGCGUCUCCCCACACCCACACAAAUGCAUCCAAUUAGGUGUUACUCUGACUGCCGCCGUGAGCGCUGGGGCCUGAAGAAGAGGGAAAAAUCAAUGUUGAUCUUUCAGGGAAGGCUUCACGGAAUCAGGUCCACUGAGUGAUUAAGAGCCCCAAUCUAGAACCAGACCACUUGGAUUUGGAACUCCUUCCAUUGCUUACGAGCUGGGCAAGUAAGUCACAGACUCCCUCAGUUUCCCCAGCUGUAAAAUGGGCCCCUUGGGUUGUAAUUAGAAGGAGUUACUUACUACGUGGCCAAUGCUGAGGACACAGGCUGACAGCUUCUGCGGAUGGGUUGUGCUUCCUCUUGGUGCCUGCCGUUUCUGUGGCAGCGUUCUGCCGCAUCCCAGUCAUGACCCCCGCAAGACUGCGCACCAGGGCGGCUCACUGGCUUGUCUUCACCCAGCAUCCCUGGCUCUUAGCUCUUCCACGGUCAGGGCACUCACUCAGUGUUCAGUGAGUGGAUGCAUGGAUGCCGGGAAGAAUUCUGGAGGAGUCUGGGAAGCCACAUGACCGAGACAGUGAAACCGGCUGGGCGUGGUGAGCCUGGGGCAGUUAGGAGACCAGAGCCCACAGGAGAGAGGAUGGAAGGCUAGCCAGCUCCUGCGCUUAGGAGCUAGAGGCAGUGAGCUCCCCCCAGGCGGUCCUUGUAGUUGGUGCUUCAGGGCCGUCUUUGAUGUCAAGACUGGGCUGCUGGCCCCAAAGGGCAUAAUUAUCAGGGAAGUGGCCUUGAUGCUAAUCUGCGGGGCUGUGUUCAACUCUGGUUCUAUAGAACCCUUUCUUUCCUUUGGUCUUGCAGAAUUUUCUUCCCCUGCCUAACUCUCUAACCCCAGCCAUAAUCAUUCUAGAUCCUUCUACAGCUACAUGUUAGACCCAGGGCUGUUCCUCCCCAAACACACAGAUCUAAUGAGUCUGAUAGCAGGAAAAGAGGGGUUUGCUUCCUCCAGGCUCUAGGUGAGGGACCAGGACUUGUGUCUACAUGCCUCAUACUUUAAUUUUAGA